Messenger RNA from Aplosporella prunicola CBS 121167, 1317 nucleotides. RefSeq lists its product as uncharacterized. Bases 126 to 1037 code for a protein of 303 amino acids. NCBI's taxonomy places the organism in Eukaryota, Fungi, Ascomycota, Dothideomycetes, Botryosphaeriales, Aplosporellaceae. The transcript has a single exon. The record is from RefSeq and is a predicted model, not a curated record.
CACGAUUCACGAAGCUGAAGCACUGUUGUUCACGACGUCAUUGUGGGCUCCGCAAGGGGCGGGCCUUCUGGGCCAAGCUCCAGCCGCAGAACCCUGAUCGUUGCGGUAGCCCACGUGUCCGGAACAUGGCGAACUCGGCAGAGUUCCUCGCUGCGGCGCCGCCCCGCCCAGAUUGGCAACCGAUUGGCGUUGACGCGCGCUGCGAUUCGAUUCCUUCGUCCCCUCCCCCCCUCCUGCACCAACCACCAGAACAGCCUUGCGCGAGCUGGCAAGCGCUCGACAAGCUGACCGGCCUGCGUAUUGUAGCUAGCGCGCCGUUUUGGCCGUUGGACCGGGGCUCGCAACAGCUCCGUGGCUGCCCCCUCGAUGCCCUUUGCACGGCUGCCGAUGCCCCCGACGACGCAGGACGCGCAAGCUGCCUUGAGGUGCGGAUGGGCAACCGCCACACGCUGACGUCGCCGGCUGGCGGGAGCUCAUCUUGGGGACUCUUGACGUGGUUGUGGGAAAUCGUCGAUGAGAUCGGAUUUACACGCAGCUGCAACAAGAAUCACGUUACACUCAGCAGCUGCAUGAGGGGGAAAAAAGUGAGAUGCAAGCGAGAAAAGAAAAGAAGAGAAAGAGAAAAAAGAAGUAAUAAGCGGACGGUAUGCCUUUCUGGACGGCGGGUUUGCGGGCAAUCAAACUGUAGUGGGUUGUUGAGUGCUUGGCAGGCGAGGUGGCGAACUUCACCACUUCCCAAAAGAACAAGCGGCAUGACGUUUCUUUCGGAAAGGCGGUGUUUUUUCGUGUCGCGGCUGCGGGCGCUGCGGGCGCUGCGGGCACAGCCCUGCGCGCGUGUUCCACUUUCUCCCUCCUUCUCCCGCCCUCGCCAGCAUCGUCAACGUCACCCAGACAAAGCAAAAAAGGAGCCAACGGAUCUAACAGCAUCGCCAAAAUCCGCAGUCUGGACCAUGGCGGCGGGUGCGCACUUCCUCGUCUCUCAUCGUCCAUCAGUCCUGCUCAUCAUACCGCCCAAUUUCCGCUUCCGCCCUCGGUAAGCUCCGCCGACAAGCAUCCCCAUGUCAACACCGGCUGUCGGCGAUCUCGCCAAAUUCCACCACGCCGGACUUCAAUCUACCACCCACGAGCACAUCGAGAGCAAUCUCCCGGUGCACGAUUAACCACUUGCCUCGCUUUGGCUGUCUCCUCCGCACCGCCAGACUCGUGCCUCGUCGGCUGUGAGGUCCCGCCGCGGCGGCGGAACUGCUUCCUACUCCGGCUGUUGGCUGUGUCUACCCCGAUGCUACCUCCCUCGCUCCCGUUGCAUCGCCAAUCAUC